AUGCCCACCAUUAGUGUCAAGCCUGAAUCUGGCCAGCAUCUCCAGGAGAUUGCUGAUGCCUUGGGCAAAUCUAAAAGAGUCGUCGUUAUCACGGGUGCUGGAAUAAGCACAAACUGUGGUAUACCGGAUUUUCGUUCGGAAGACGGUCUUUAUUCUCUGAUACAGGCACAAUAUGACAAAUCGUUGGAAAACCCUCCUUGGGAACAGGCAAAUACUUUCGAUAUCGAUGAUAGACCGAAGAAGAGAAAAAGGCCCUCGUAUUUCUAUGAAGUGGUCGCUCCGGAUGGAAAUGUCGUUGGAGUCAUUGAUGAUGAAGAUACACCAAAAUCUCCCAAGCAGUCGACGCCGGAAACCAAAUCUUCUGUAUUACUUGCAUCCAGUAGUCCUCUGAGUACCCGUUCAACAACGCCCUCUGUUGAUCUAUCCGACUUGGAUAAUUCGACUCAGCGAACUUUCCAAUCACACUCAUCUGCUGGUAGUAUCACUAGUGAGAGUGAACCUUCUGAGGAACAAUCACAGAACGCUGGCGAUGAAGUUAAAGUUGAAGCCAGUGAUCCAAACCCCGAAGCUUCGUGUAACAAUCCGAAUAUAACGAAUCGUGAAUGUGCUUCCGGAUCUCGAAGAUCUUCGCGAAGAGUCAUGCAUUCGAAAAAUCCGACGAAGGCAGACUCUGCUCCUUCGGAACCGUUCAGCCGCCAGAUAUCACGGUCGAGUACACCCAAUAGCAGAGGAACGUCAAGGGAACCACCUACCUCAAAUUGUAGGAGAAAACCUCUGCCUGGAACAAGACGUCACACUCUGCAGGCGGAGGAAUCAAGUUUCAUGAGCUCAACAUCGACAUCCGAUGACGAACUUCCAGCAACGCAAUCAUCGCAGUCUUCGCGUACAAGUCUGCCAAACAUGAAAGGCAGAGAUCUGUUUGACUCUAUGAUUUGGUCAGAUCCAUUCACAACUUCAAUCUUCUACAUGUUUAUAUCCUCGUUGCGUCAAAAGAUCCAGAAUGAAGUCAAAUCAACCACAGAAACUCAUGAUUUUAUCCGCGUCUUACGUGAUGGAGGUAGACUUGUCCGAAACUACACCCAAAAUAUCGACUGUCUGGAAGAACGUUUGGGGUUGUGUACGGAACUCACGCGUGGGCCGGGCAAUCGAACGCGUUUUCACUCGAAAUACCAAAAAGAGCCCCGACCGUGUAAUAUCGACGAGCAGUCUCCUCACAAUGGAGGAGUCGAAGUUGUCCUCCUCCACGGCAGCUUGGCUGAUCUCAGAUGUGGAAUAUGCGGUAAAUUAUCAAGUUGGAAGGAGGACGACCGAGAAGCUGCCACGCUUUCCGGGCAAGCACCCGACUGCCCGUCCUGUACAGAGUACAAUGCCAAGCGUACUGGAAGAGGAAGAAGGGGACUAGCAGUAGGGAGAUUACGGCCAGAUAUCGUCCUCUACGGCGAGGAACAUCCUCAUGCAAACUUGGUGGGCCCUUUGAUAACACAUGAUUUGAGUCUUGGCCCAGAUGUUCUGCUAAUCAUGGGAACGAGCUUGAGGGUACACGGAUUGAAGGUGAUGCUAAAAGAGUUUGCUAAAGCGGUACAUCUGCGUGGCGGCCAGGUCGUCUUUGUCAACAGAACCAAACCUUCUGAAAGCACUUGGGGAGACGUGAUUGACUACUGGGUAGAAUGGGAUUGUGAUUCCUGGGUGGUAGACUUGAAGCAGAGGAGGCAAGAUAUCUGGUUACCGCAAGGUACAGUCCAAGACAUCAAGCCCAAAAGAGAACCUGUCGCACCUAUGCGAAAGAAAGAACCAGUUGAGGCCGCACCGAAAGGAACAUCAGACGAAAAUCUUACAGCAAAUGGGAAGAAACGCAGGUGGCAGUGCCUUAGAGAUGACGACGCGAACGGAGCUAUCGUUACUCUCAAAAUAUUAGACACUCUGCGGCUGUUUCUGGAUUCUGGAGGCGCUAUUGCUAGACGUGGCCCCUACUUUAAAAAGCCUGACAAACCUGCAUCGCGGUGUUCGUUGCCAAUUCCUAAACCCACUAAGAGAGAGCCAGCGCCAAAACGAAGGACGAAAUCUUUGGCUAGGCUGAAUACAACCCCACUACCCUCCGGGGGUAUCAGAAAACGUCCAUCACUCCCCAGAAAACAACAUCUUGUACCUGCGGGGAUGGGAAGAGAGUCAAAUGAACACUCGAAGUUUCGCUUCCUUCAGAACAGACCUCGUCAAUCUGGCCCCGGUCCUCUUUCAGCUAUCUCACCAUUCAAAGCUCCAGAUCCGCGCAGUUUUCUCAGCAAGACACACUUCUUUUCUAAUUCCAACUCAAACCAUAUGCCGAAUAUCAUGAGCACGGCAGAGAUGAAUUUGCUGUCUCUUCCGCCCAGAGGUGUUGAUCCGCCAGCUCAUACUCCAAAGGAUGUUCCCAGACUUGAGGCCACCAUUGCGACCGCGAGUCAUGCCCACGAAAUACCCUCCAUACAGCCUUGUUCCCCUUCUGAGCCUCACGCUACUCAAACCCCCCAGAGUUCAGCGAUACCCCCGUUUUCCAGCUCAAGUUACAAUGAAGUUACUGUCGCCAAAACUCGCACUUACCGCACCCGCUCUUCAUCUCGCUAUUCAGCUUCUACCUUACAUGAAGUUCAAAGCGCUACGGCUCUCCCUAAUGUCGCUCGGCGCUGUUCAGCUGCUCAUAAUCAACUUGUCGACUCCAUUGACACUCUCAAACGAACUUUGCGAUCAAGCUCCAAUGGUAACGAUCAACAAACCCGGUCCAACUCAUGCGGGAAUAACCUGACCAGUAUACCAUUGCCCAUUCAAAAUAUCAGAGCUAAUUCAUCGCUGCCAUCUCCACCGCCCAGCGGACCUGCUAGUGAUCCCCUGACGCCGGAAUCUCGACAGGGAAUGAUCAAGCGAAAGAGCAGUAUUGAGAAUAUCCUCAGCAGCCCAGUCGAUGAGAACUUCCAUAGCCCUGUUGAUAAAAAUGAAGUUUGGCACGAUGCGAGGGAUGCUAUUGGGUCUUGA
Messenger RNA from Glarea lozoyensis ATCC 20868, 3006 nucleotides. RefSeq names its product DHS-like NAD/FAD-binding protein. Gene Ontology annotation, molecular function: NAD+ binding. The record is from RefSeq and is a predicted model, not a curated record. NCBI's taxonomy places the organism in Eukaryota, Fungi, Ascomycota, Leotiomycetes, Helotiales, Helotiaceae. Bases 1 to 3006 code for a protein of 1001 amino acids. The transcript is spliced from 2 exons.